AUGGGGAGUAGUAAGACAACAGGAAAAUCAUUAAAGCAUGACCAACCAACCUUGAAUGGUACAGAGAAUCUCAAAACAAGACAGACGAAAUAUGAAGGUAGGGAGCUUUAUAAAAAUUUGGGAUGCCCGAAGAAAAUUGUAGCACCCAUGGUUGAUGGGUCGGAUCUUGCCUGGAGAAUAUUAUCUAGAAGAUAUGGCGCAGAUUUAUGCUAUUCUCCGAUGCUCCAUUCUAGGUUGUUUGCCGAACAGGAAAAAUUCAGAGAUACGGUGCUUUCACCUUUAGAUGGGAAACCUGGUCUUGAUAGACCACUUAUAAUACAAUUCUGCGGAAAUGACCCCGAUGUACUUUUAUCUGCAGCCAAACAUGUGGCGGGAAGAUGCGAUGCUGUUGAUAUAAACUUUGGUUGUCCUCAAGGUAUUGCAAAGAGAGGCCAUUACGGCUCUUUUUUGAUGGAAGAGUGGGACACGGUUUACAAUUUAAUUCACAAACUACACACAGAAUUGGCAAUUCCGGUCACGGCCAAAAUUCGGGUGUUUGAUGACUGGGAAAAAUCGCUUGAAUACGCCAAAAUGUGCCUCAAUGCCGGUGCACAGUUUCUUACAGUUCAUGGUCGCACACGAGAGAUGAAAGGACAAAGGACAGGAAUUGCAAAUUGGAAACUUAUUCGCUAUCUUCGAGAUAACCUUCCAGAAGAUACAGUCUUUAUAACUAACGGAAAUAUUCUGUAUCAGGAUGAUUUAGAACGGUGCAUCCGGGAAACAAAGUGUGAUGCUGUAAUGUCGGCCGAGGGAAAUCUUACGAAUCCGGGAAUAUUUUGGACAAAGACAAAUGAUAUUGAUAAGCAGUUUCCCAGGGUGGACAAGUUUGUUCGGGAAUAUUUCGAGAUUGUUAAAAGCUGCGGCGAAGGAGAAUCAAAAAGAUGCUUUAAAACACAUCUAUUUAAAGCACUUCAAAAAUUCCUUUCAACAAGAACAGAUAUAAGGAUCGAGAUUGCCCGAAUCACGAGAAAGACUUCGUGGGAUGAACUAGACAAAAUUGUGGGGCUGAUUGAAAAAGCAGUUCAGCAAAUAUACCUGCAGAAGGACAUGGACGAAAUUGAUCAAAUUAAAGUAGGAAAACUUGAGAAUUGGGGCGGAAGAUACAGAGAUGUUCCAUACUGGAGGCUGCAACCAUAUUUCAGGAAGAUAGAUGGUGUUGAUGGGCGUGAAGUGAUAAAAGAGCUAGUGAAAAAGAAUGAUGAAUCGAAACUGAUAGAAAACUCAGACACACAGCACAAUUCUAUAAAACGCAAAGCUGAGGAUCAAGUUAAGCUGGGGAGCACUAUGAAAAAACGUUACCAACGUACAUAG
Messenger RNA from Brettanomyces bruxellensis, 1350 nucleotides. RefSeq lists its product as uncharacterized. Gene Ontology annotation, molecular function: protein binding; flavin adenine dinucleotide binding; tRNA dihydrouridine synthase activity. The coding region runs from base 1 to 1350 and encodes 449 amino acids. The record is from RefSeq and is a predicted model, not a curated record. Lineage: Eukaryota; Fungi; Ascomycota; Pichiomycetes; Pichiales; Pichiaceae. Gene Ontology annotation, biological process: signal transduction; tRNA processing. The transcript has a single exon.